Molecule: messenger RNA, 721 nt
Organism: Prunus dulcis (almond)
Lineage: Eukaryota; Viridiplantae; Streptophyta; Magnoliopsida; Rosales; Rosaceae
Product: universal stress protein PHOS32
Exons: 4
Coding region: 141-632 (163 amino acids)
Source: RefSeq, a predicted model, not a curated record
UGUCCUAUACAGCCGUUACCAACCACAAGCACACUCUCCAACUAAGUUAAUCCCACACUGAACUAAUUAGUUUGGAUCUUCUUGCUGUUUUUGUUGAUAAUUAGUGAUUAACUUGGAUUAAUUAGCGAGUAAUUAAGAUAAUGGCGGAAGGUAGUGAGAACAAGGGGAAGCCGCUGAUGCUAGUUGCAGUGGACGACAGUGAACAUAGCUUUUAUGCAUUGGAGUGGACAUUGGACCAUUUCUUUGCUCACGGCACCAACCACCCUUUCAAGCUCAUCGUCAUUCAUGCUAGGAGUUCUGCCUCUUCUGCCCUCGGCGUCGCCGGAUUUGGUUCUGUGGACUUUAUGACUUAUUUGGAGGCGGAUAUGAAGAAAUCCACUAGUAAGACCGUGCAGAAAGCUCAGGAUGUUUGCACCAGCAAAAAGGUGGAAAAUGUAGAAGUGGAAGUAAUGGAAGGUGAUCCCAGAAAUGUUAUGUGUGACGCUGUUGAUAAACAUCAGGCCUCCCUUUUGGUUGUUGGAAGUCAUGGUUAUGGAAUUGUAAAGAGGGCAGUUCUUGGAAGUGUAAGCGACUACUGUGCUCAUCAUGUUAAAUGCUCCGUCAUGAUUGUGAAGAAACCCACAAAGCCCUGAGCCUUUCAUCAUCAAGUGUUUCAAUAAAAUUUUAUGCAUUGGGGGUCAAUGAAUUGGAGGGCCAAUAUCAUUUCGGAAUUUUUUCUUUG